Pseudomassariella vexata is the source of this 1023-nucleotide messenger RNA. RefSeq lists its product as uncharacterized. The coding region runs from base 1 to 1023 and encodes 340 amino acids. The record is from RefSeq and is a predicted model, not a curated record. The transcript has a single exon. NCBI's taxonomy places the organism in Eukaryota, Fungi, Ascomycota, Sordariomycetes, Amphisphaeriales, Pseudomassariaceae.
AUGGCAUCCACGCAAGCCUUGGAGCAUCUGAGCACUCAGGUUAUCCUCACAAAGCCCAUCCAGUCAAAGAUCUCGCCUCGCACCAAAUUCUCCCUUUUCACUAAACUCCCACCGGAGAUCCAACUCAUGAUUUGGGACCAAGCCCACGCCAGCUCCCAACAGCAACCCCCACCUCGCCGCGUCCGUCACCUCUUCCGGCUCGCCAAAUGGCGCCCCUUCUAUAACUCUCUCGACCCAGCAACCGGUAAGCACAUGCCUUUCUACAGCGAGCAAGGCAUCCGAACUCUCCAUCCUCAACUCGCCAAUCUCUUCUUCCCCUCCCUGCGCCACCGUUUUCGCAUCCACGCCAACGGCGUCGAGACUGACAAAUCCCUGGUAUCCGUCUAUUCGCCCGGCCAGUACAAUGACAAGAUGGUACUCGAGAGGCGACCGUUCCUCUGGAUGAGCUUCGACAAUGACGUCUUUGUCUUUCACGACAACUGGCAGAACGGGUUUCCCGGAAACUUCCUACGAUUUGUUUCGGGACGGGUGGGCCUUCAACAAGCAUUAACACUCCAGGGCAUUGCGCCUUGGUUCUUUAAGAUCCAGAAACUUGCUUUGGUCCCAUGGGACACUCAUAAGCUCGACCCAUUCGACACGCUGGCGCUGCUCAGCAACUCUUCUCUCGAGGUGAUCUACAUCAUCGCGCGCCGCAGCCCCAUGUGUCCCUACCUGCCGUACCUACGCCAGCUGAUCCCAGCUAACGCCGACGGGUUCGCACCGCACGAUGAUUUCCGGCGCGAGCACAUCAACCGUCAGUUCGACGAGCUGGAAGCUGAUAUGAUGAUACAAGGGUGGGGAGUCUACAUUGAGACUGGGGAGAUAUAUAGACGUGAGCCGCAAAAGAAAUGUGUUUGCGACUUGGCUGCCAAUACUGCGGGCCUGCUGAGGAGGGAGCUGGAUGAGAUGUUUGUGAGGGCGGGACGGAUGGACAUCGAGAUUCGGAUUGUGGUGGAGUGGAAUCCUCGGCAGGGGGAACCGUGA